AUGGCACGAAGUACUGUUGUGUUUAACACAAGCAAAAAGGAACUGUUUACACUGAACAAUGGCUUGAAGACACUCAACAGAAAGCUACGAUCUUCUUGGAGGGUCGUGUCUAACAGGGACGACAUCACAGCGGACAGACUUAGUCAAGCCAGAAUUUUUGUGAUUCCGGGCUCCAGGGAUAAAUUCACGGCAGCAGAGUUUUCAGCCCUAAAGGUGUUCCUGGAGUCUGGAGGCAGUAUACUUGUCAUGCUCGGUGAAGGUGGAGAAAGCAAGUUUGAAACAAACAUCAACUAUUUUCUUGAAGAGUAUGGUAUCAUGAUCAACAACGAUGCUGUUGUGCGGACAUCAUAUUACAAGUACUUUCACCCAAAGGAAGCCUUGGUGGCAAACGGUGUCUUAAAUAGAGCCAUCAGCCAAGCUGCAGGUAAAACAGUGCUUGAUGCUGGGGAUGAUAUUGGGAACAACACUCAAGCUCUGUCCUUCCUAUACCCUUAUGGAGCAACACUCAAUGUUGCCAAGCCUGCGGUAGCUGUACUGUCGACUGGCAGUGUUUGUUUCCCUUUGACCAGGCCUGUGUGUGCCUUGUACUCAUCCAAGCAUCACAAAGGUAAAAUAGCGGUAGUUGGCUCUGUGCACAUGUUUUCUGACCAGUACAUCGACAAAGAAGAGAACAGUAAGAUAUUGGAUGUGUUGAUACGAUACCUGACCACAGAUGAGAUCAAACUGAAUAUCAUUGAUGCUGAAGAUCCAGAGAUCAGCGACUACAGCCAGUUACCAGAUAUUGCCAGGUUGUCUGAGCAGCUGAAAACGUGCUUACAGGAGAGUGAUGACAUCCCACGGGAUAUUACAACUCUGUUUGACAACUCCAUGUUCAGGCUGGACACUUCGCUGGUUCCGAAAUCCAUCAAGGCUUAUGAAGAACUCAAGGUGAAGCACGAGCCAGUUACCUUGAUCACGCCUCAGUUUGAGACUCCUCUGCCACCGCUGGUUCCUGCGGUAUUCUCCCCUUCUUUCCAAGAGUUACCACCUCCUGCUCUUGAGCUCUUUGAUUUGGACGAGCAAUUUUCUUCAGAGAAAGUGAGAAUAGCACAGCUCACCAAUAAAU
Candidula unifasciata is the source of this 1105-nucleotide messenger RNA. NCBI's taxonomy places the organism in Eukaryota, Metazoa, Mollusca, Gastropoda, Stylommatophora, Geomitridae. The record is from the annotation of a GenBank genome assembly.